AAAGUCUGUAUCAUGAUAUAAAGAUUAAGAUUGAGAUAGGAUUGGAAGUUGACAAUUAGGAUAAAGUUCACUAAACUUUAAAUCAAUAUUUUCAAUCCUAGUAUCUCAAUUGUAGUUCGUAGUUCGAUUUAGACUUUUUAUGAUUUAGACAACAAUGCUUACUGUUUGGUUUUCUACAACAUUAUGAGAGAUGCACAGAGAGGUAACAUCUGGCGAACAUAAAUUCCUUGUUGCUCGCCCGUUGUUUAACCGCGCUUCAUAAAUCUAUUCUCAGUUUUCGAUAGCCCACUUCUAAGAUGUAAUGAUCCUCCAUUGAAGCAUUAAACAUCUAAAUAAUCGGCGGUCUAAAUUUACGUGGCUGCUUGAUUGGUCAAAUUAUCAUUUACAGAAGCUUGUUGUUCUUUUCUUCCGUACCGCUCUGUAUAUAUGCGAACUACCAGCAGGUAGAGGCUGCUCUUUUCCAACACUAUCGACGAUCCGAUGAUCGUCCGGCUAGUCUCUUUCCGUUGCUCGCGUGAGUAGUUCGCGUUUCUCGCACGCGUGCGUUCUUUUUCCCAUGUUUUUUGUCAACGAAAGAAAAGUCGUCACAGUAGAACACUGUACCUUAUCGCUAAAACUAGACGAAUCAACAGGCCGACGAUGUGUCAAUUUAUUCUCACGUUUUUGUGCUAUGUGCUUCUACUCGCCGCUACUUUCUUCUUUGAGCCUUCGCAGAGUCUUCAAGAAAAUUCCACAGUCGAAGAUGAACAAAUCAGCGGUUCAACAGUGCAAUACGAAUUUCACAGAUCUUACUUUAUAGACUCUAUAAAGAAUAACGGCAAGAAUGACUCAAAUCGACAUGAAAUUCACGUGCAUUCUAUUAAACAUUCUAAAGAAGAUAAACUGAUGGAGCUUCACUUAGAUCCCACAAAAGAUGACGAAAGAAACAACUCCGUGUCACGUGAAUUUCGUAAAAAUAUAACAGUGACCGAAGUCAAAAACGUGACUAAUUCCGCGAAGAACAAUUAUGAAAGGAAUAAUUCGAUGUUACGUACAAUUCACAGACAGUCCAUGAACUAUUCCGAAGAUGACAAACCAAUAGAAUUUUAUCAAAAUUUUUUUUAUCUGAAUUUCACAAAAGUCAAUGAAAAAAAUAACUCUAUGUCGUAUGAAAUUCAUGCCAAUUCCAGCAAAAACGAUGAUAAAAUCAACUUUGUACCGUAUGACGAGACAUGUGAUGACGACGACACUUGUAUUUCACUAUGCUGUCCUUUUGGUUACCUCCUAAUAGGAGUGAAAUGCGUCAUCGGAGAGGGUAAUUAUCCUUUACCGGAUGUAUAUGACGCCUAUCUCGCUUACACGCACGGAACUAGCAAUCUUACAAACAAUAAGAACAAAACAAUAGAUCAGGCGUUCAAGCUGGUCGUGCAUGAUCCGUGUCCAGGUAUUCCGCGUUUCCGGCUCGAUCCCGAGCAGUAUCCGGACGACAAAUACAGGUUUUUAUUCAACGGUUCUCUGUAUCAGCCAAAUCUGGACAAAUUUGUCGAAGCUUAUUGCGUUGCUCUUCUACCGGAUCGGAAUCAAUAUGACGUGACCGUCUGUUUUCCGAACAAUACUGAACCUGUAUCACAAUCUUACUUGUAUCCCGUGGGCCUUAUAAUAUCCCUGCCAUUUCUGCUGACAACGUUUGUGGUCUACUCUAUCAUACCAGAGCUUCGUAAUAUGCACGGCUACACUUUGCGUGGAUAUGUCGGUUCGUUGUUCGUCGCAUACACCGUCCUCUCUCUGCUGCAGCUAAUUCCGCCGAUUGAUAUGGAGGAUUUCAUCUGCAUCACACUGGCUUUCGUCAUUCACUUCUCGUUUUUGGCGAGUUUCUUCUGGCUGAACGUUAUGUGCUUUGACAUUUGGUGGACAUUUGGUGGAUUCCGCUCACUACAAGGUAGCGUAAAGCAACGAGAGAAGAAAAAAUUUAUUAUGUAUUCGAUCUACGCGUGGGGAAGUGCCUCUAUCUUCACUCUCGUUUGCGCCAUUAUGGAUUUUGUUCCCAGCAUGCCAAAGAAAUUUAUCCGACCGGAAUUUGGCGCUGAGAGAUGUUGGUUCUCCACGGAUUCAGCAAAGGCGUUAUAUUUUUAUGGUCCGAUGAGUCUCACAGUUCUAUGCAAUAUUUGCUUGUUCAUAUCGACAGCAUUAAAGAUUGUGCGCCACAAAAAAGACACGGCUCAUCAUUUGAGAAGCUCAGAGAGUAGACGCCACGACGACAACAAGCAAUGGUUUAAUUUGUACCUGAAAUUAUUCAUUGUAAUGGGCAUAAACUGGUCAAUGGAAAUAGUGUCAUGGCUAUUCAAGAGCGCGCCAGCAUAUGUUUGGUAUCUGACAGAUCUGACCAACACUCUACAAGGUCUUAUUAUUUUUAUUAUAUUCGUGUGGAAAGAAAAGAUCAAGCGACUGUUGCUGAAGCGAUUUGACUGUCAGGAUCGCAGUAUAUUUUCCAGAAACUCAAUACGCAGCGGUCUUCACAGCUCAGCCUCUCGCACUUGCACUACCACAUCGGGAGUGAUGCCUAUGCAGGAAAAAGUCAGUCCCUAUGCGCAAGUAAACUAUCGCGCCAAGAGCUUGUCUGAUGAAGCUGAUACUUAGUUCUGCAAUAAGUGACAAAAAAAGAAUACUUUCUACGAAUUAACUGCACUUUCAUAAUUUAGUUCCCUAGUUGAGAUUAAUAAUAUAUUAUUGUGCGUUUUGAGAUCUCUUUAUUUGUAACGUCAACCGAACUGACGAUUUGGCGAUUGUGAAUAGACAAACAGAUUUUGAAUAUUUUGAUGUACUCACAUCGCCAUAAAGUCGGUAAUAAUUCGAAAAAUAUUCCAUUCUUUUUCUUCAAUUGUAGUUUGUCCGUCUGGGAUGAUAUUUCUCUUCUACGCUAUCUUUUCACGUCCAGUACUACUAUUAAUAAUUUGCAUACAACAGUUGAAAUUACAUUUUUAUUACUAAUAGGCAAAUUGUGAAAAUAUUGCACAAAAAUGGCAUCAUGAAUAACGACAAUCC
This is a messenger RNA of Pseudomyrmex gracilis, 3021 nucleotides long. Its product is annotated as G-protein coupled receptor Mth2-like. Gene Ontology annotation, biological process: G protein-coupled receptor signaling pathway; cell surface receptor signaling pathway. Gene Ontology annotation, molecular function: G protein-coupled receptor activity. The record is from RefSeq and is a predicted model, not a curated record. Gene Ontology annotation, cellular component: membrane. The transcript is spliced from 6 exons. Lineage: Eukaryota; Metazoa; Arthropoda; Insecta; Hymenoptera; Formicidae. Bases 640 to 2616 code for a protein of 658 amino acids.